AAAAUACUUUCAUCGAUAAAUAUCCAAUCUAUAUCCAUCAAUCCAUUAACGUCAGCAUUGACUAGACUAUUACAUCCACCAUUAUCAUUGGAUGAAAUUAGUCAACCUUUUCCUAACUCCCCAUUAAAAAAAAAAAAUUAAUAAAUCAAAUCGUAUUCCCUCCUCAAAUUUCACACUCAAUUCUCGUAUUUAUUCUCAACGGUUCAACGCUCCCUCUCUUUUCAAUUAAUCUUCAUCUUCUUCACAUUGAAUCAAUCGAAACAGGGUUGGAGAGAGAAAAUCAAACAAUGUCAAAAUCAUCCGAAGUAUUCAUCGGAUCAAUUGAUCAAGGAACAACAAGCACUCGAUUCAUUAUCUACGAUGGAUCUGCAACAGCAAUUGGAUCUCAUCAGAUUGAAUUCACCCAGUUUUACCCAGUUGCAGGGUGGGUGGAACAUGAUCCAAUGGAGAUAUUGGAAAGCGUGAGGAUUUGUAUUGCGAAAGCGUUGGAUAAGGCAACUGCUGAAGGACAUAAUGUUGAUAGUGGAUUGAAAGCUAUUGGGAUCACCAAUCAAAGGGAGACAACUGUUGUUUGGAGCAAAUCAACUGGGCUUCCUCUUUAUAAGGCCAUUGUUUGGAUGGAUGUUCGUACUAGUUCCAUUUGCAGGAGACUGGAGCAGAAUUUGUCAGGUGGGCCCAACCAUUUUGAACCAUCAUGUGGUUUGCCUAUUAGUACUUAUUUCAGUGCGACAAAGCUAUUAUGGUUGCUAGAGAAUGUGGAAGCGGUUAGAGAUGCCGUGAAAAGCAGUGAUGCUCUUUUUGGAACAGUGGACUCUUGGUUGAUUUGGAAUUUAACUGGAGGGGUGAAGAAUGGAGUGCAUGUGACUGAUGUAUCAAAUGCAUCACGAACUAUGCUGAUGAAUCUGAAGACUCUAAACUGGGAUGAGGAGACAUUGAAGGCCCUUGAAAUCCCCCUUGAAAUUUUGCCAAAAAUUGUUAGUAAUUCUGAGAUAAUUGGAAAGAUUGAGACUGGCUGGCCUAUCCCAGGUGUCCCUAUUGCGGGAUGUUUGGGUGACCAGCAUGCUGCAAUGCUAGGGCAGGCUUGUGGAAGAGGGGAGGCAAAAAGCACUUAUGGAACUGGUGCUUUUAUACUUCUCAACACUGGUGCAGAGAUUGUUCAUUCAGAGCAUGGUCUAUUAACCACAAUGGCUUUCAAACUUGGGCCUUCAGCACCAACCAACUAUGCUUUAGAAGGCUCUAUUGCUAUUGCAGGAGCUGCUGUUCAGUGGCUUAGAGAUGGUCUCGGUAUAAUAAACAAUUCAAGUGAGAUUGAAGAGUUGGCCUCCAAAGUUGAUUCAACAGGUGGUGUAUAUUUUGUCCCAGCAUUCAAUGGACUGUUUGCUCCAUGGUGGCGUGAUGAUGCACGUGGUGUAUGUGUUGGAAUGACAAGAUUUACUAAUAAGUCACACAUUUGCCGGGCUGUGCUUGAGAGUAUGUGUUUUCAGGUCAAGGAUGUUUUGGAUUCCAUGCAUAAGGAUGCAGGGGAAAAAGGCGAGGUCAAGAAUGAGAAGGGUGAAUUUUUGCUAAGAGUGGAUGGGGGUGCUACUGUGAACAACCUUUUGAUGCAACUUCAGGCUGAUCUACUAGGUAGCCCAGUGCUACGACCAGAAAAUAUUGAGACAACAGCCCUUGGAGCAGCCUAUGCAGCCGGAUUAGCUGUUGGUGUUUGGAAACAAGAUCAAAUCUUUUUGACUGAAGACAAAGCUAAGACAGCACGCAUCUUCCGUCCAACAUUGGAUGAGGGCUUAAGGAGGAAGAAGGCGGAUUCCUGGUGCAAAGCCGUGGAAAGGACUUUUGACCUGGCCGAUCUUUCUCUGUGAUCUGCGGUUUGUCCUUCACUUACAGCGCUUAUCAUCCAGUGGUUAUAAAUCCUUACAUUCUUCUAUAAUAUAUGCAUUAGUUAGUUUCAAAUAUUUUAUACAAAAAUUAAAUAAUUUAUUAGUAGAUUUUACUUCAUACUUAUUCCAUACAUGAUUCCUCAACCAAACUAAAAUUAAUCUGUAUAGUUGGUAACAUUCUUUCUCACAUUUACAGAAUGCAAUCUGGAUGUUAGUAUUCGUAAUUUAUAGAUUUUAACAGUACAAUUCUUGAUAUAAGUUUCUCAUUCUGAAUUGUAUAGAUAGUAGCUGAGCACGACUAGUUCUUUUGUCAUAUAUUAUUCUCAGCAGUGGCCAAACUAGCGGUCUUGGUCUAGUGCUAGGAGCUCUAAUGCUUUCAGAACUUAAUUACCCGACAUUACUGUGAAAUUCAUUAGAGAAUACCUUUAUAUCUGCAUACUGGGCAUCAAAAAA
Molecule: messenger RNA, 2330 nt
Organism: Chenopodium quinoa (quinoa)
Lineage: Eukaryota; Viridiplantae; Streptophyta; Magnoliopsida; Caryophyllales; Amaranthaceae
Product: glycerol kinase-like
Exons: 4
Coding region: 288-1859 (523 amino acids)
Biological process (GO): glycerol-3-phosphate biosynthetic process; triglyceride metabolic process; glycerol metabolic process
Cellular component (GO): mitochondrion
Molecular function (GO): glycerol kinase activity
Source: RefSeq, a predicted model, not a curated record